UUUAACUUUUAUAAUAUCUAAUAAAUGGGAAUAUCCAAAGUGUACAAUUUCUGAAUUUUUUGUUGAAGUUCUGGGAGAUGAUAGAAAGCCAAAGUUUUGGAAUUCAUCAAAUAAAGAAAUAUAUCUUCUUGCUUGUUUAAAUGCUUCUAGUGAUUUAAAGCAAGAACUUCAAGGUGAAGUGAACAAUAUUGGUGAUGCUUCAGAAAGUUUACUUAAAUCUACUGCAAUUUUAUCCCAUCAAAUAUUAGGAGAAAAACUUCUUAAUAAUGCUGCGAAUAAGCUUCAAACCAAGACUAUAAAAACUUUACAAAGUGCAAAAGCUAUUACUCUUACCUUUGAUAGUUGGAAAAAUGUUGUAGAUAUUUCAAGUGAACGUAGCUCCAUGGAGGCCACAAUAAAAUUGGUAAAGAAUUUAUUAAUAGAAGAUGAAUUAAAUGAUGUUAAGAUUAUUGCAGUUGUCAUGGAUUCAUCAAGUGGUUAUGCUGCUGCAAAUCUUUGCAUCGUUGAUAUUUUCAAGUCAUUGCAAUCUUUUUUUACUACAAUUAAGCAAGCCGUAGUAGUUACUACUUUCUUUAAUAAAUCGCUUUUUUUUACAACACUUCUUAAAAAUACUUGCAAUAAUAUUAAAAUUCCUUAUUUUGCCUUCACUAAUCCUACUGAAACUUGGUG
Dentiscutata erythropus is the source of this 669-nucleotide messenger RNA. NCBI's taxonomy places the organism in Eukaryota, Fungi, Glomeromycota, Glomeromycetes, Diversisporales, Gigasporaceae. The record is from the annotation of a GenBank genome assembly.